GUAUUUACAUUAUGGGUUUGGUUCUGGAGUGGAUCAAGAACAACGGAGGGGCGGAUGCCAUGGAACGACUAAACAAACAGAAAUCCUACAUCAUCUAUGAUAUUAUCAACCGCUCCAAUGGAUUUUAUUCAUGCCCAGUUGACGGUGUGUCGAAGCCGCAUGAACGUUCCAUUCUGCAUCGGAAAGAAGGAAGGGGAUGAAAGUCUUGAAAAGGCAUUUCUUGGUGGUGCUUCUAAACUUGGCAUGAUCUCACUUAAAGGACACAGGUCUGUGGGUGGCAUCCGGGCUUCCCUGUACAAUGCAGUGACUGUUGAAGACGUGAAGGCUCUUGGUGCCUAUAUGGAAGAAUUUCUGAAGAACCACCAGUAGCUUAUAAGCCCUUUUUGCAAGUUGUAGUUUUUACUUGCAUUGAAAAGUGGUUUCUAUACGUUUAAACUGGAGUGACACUAACGAAUUUGCAGCAUUUAUUGCAAUAAGUUGUAGCAGAUGAAUGGACUAUAACAAAACACUAAUUCUCUUUCAUUUCAGUAGCAAAUGGUUGUCAUUGUUACGUAACCCUUUUAUUCAAAUUGUAGUGUGCCUUAAUACUUGUAAAAUUGUAUUUGAAUUGUUUUCCAAAACAUUCCAUGUUUUACUAAUAUAAAUGUGUUAUUAGUAGCUGA
This is a messenger RNA of Sinocyclocheilus anshuiensis, 662 nucleotides long. Its product is annotated as phosphoserine aminotransferase-like. Gene Ontology annotation, biological process: L-serine biosynthetic process. Gene Ontology annotation, molecular function: O-phospho-L-serine:2-oxoglutarate transaminase activity; pyridoxal phosphate binding. The record is from RefSeq and is a predicted model, not a curated record. The coding region runs from base 97 to 369 and encodes 90 amino acids. The transcript has 3 exons. Lineage: Eukaryota; Metazoa; Chordata; Actinopteri; Cypriniformes; Cyprinidae. Gene Ontology annotation, cellular component: cytoplasm.